Sinocyclocheilus anshuiensis is the source of this 2971-nucleotide messenger RNA. RefSeq names its product cadherin-12-like. Gene Ontology annotation, biological process: cell-cell adhesion mediated by cadherin; adherens junction organization; cell migration. The record is from RefSeq and is a predicted model, not a curated record. Bases 632 to 2971 code for a protein of 779 amino acids. Gene Ontology annotation, cellular component: adherens junction; plasma membrane; catenin complex. Gene Ontology annotation, molecular function: cadherin binding; beta-catenin binding; calcium ion binding. Lineage: Eukaryota; Metazoa; Chordata; Actinopteri; Cypriniformes; Cyprinidae. The transcript is spliced from 12 exons.
CAGCGAAACAGUCAGCAAAGCGUCCUCUCGUUCCGCUCGGUCUUUUCUCUCGGACCAGCUCACUCACUGUCACUCUGUCUCACACACUCACAAGCGCGCACGCUCUCUGUUCAUUCGAAAACCGCAGGGAUCUAAUACUUCAGCACUCUCUUUUGCGUGCUCACUCAACCUUUUUUUUUUUUUUUCCUCACUAGCAGCACGCGCAUCUGUCUCCGCUUCUGUACUGUACAGGAUGAACAAGAACGGAAGACUCCUGAGAGAGAGAGAGAGUAAAUGAGAAAACAAGGAACUAAAACAACGAAGGCAAGGUGAAACGAAGAGGGGAAAGAGGUCGAGGGCAGAUGAGUUUGUGAAGCAUUUGGAUUUUACUGAUUUCAAGCCUCCAUCCAUCUAAUUUUUGCCUUUGGAAAAGGACUAAAUUAAGUUGCAGGUGAUGUAUCUACUACCCGGUUGACUUGAGUCAUAUCUCCAGUGAGGGGAGUGGUAGAGCACCAGACCCUUGACCUCCUCCUUAAUCCCCACUGGCUUCACGCUCCAGCUCGUGAGCCUCAGAGCCCUGGAUCUCUUGUCUCUCACUUCCCCUUUUUCCUCUGGACCUUGACGUGGGAACAGCGCCGUAACAGACCGCCCAAUGCUGAGGAGGAACUGCCUGCUGCUGUUCCUGUGCUUCCUCUUUGAGCAGAGCUCCUGCGCUCCCUUCCAAAGCAGGCCAGGGCAAGAGUGGCCCCACAGCCAGACGGGGCCAUUGGCGGCAGGAAGAAAUGGAGGUUCCAGAGGAUUCCAGAGGGUCAAGAGGGGUUGGGUGUGGAACCAGUUCUUUGUGCUUGAGGAGUACAUGGGCUCGGACCCACAGUAUGUUGGAAAAUUGCACACUGACUUGGAUAACGGGGAGAGUGCAGUGAAAUACACUCUCUCAGGCGAUGGUGCUGGAACCAUCUUCACCAUCGACCAGAUCACCGGGGACAUACACGCUUUGCGCAGUCUGGAUCGUGAGGAGAAGCCUUACUACACGCUACGAGCUCAAGCGGUGGACAUCGAGACCAACCGACCGCUGGAACCAGAAUCAGAGUUUGUCAUCAAGGUGCAGGACAUCAACGACAAUGAGCCAAAGUUCCUCGAAGGGCCCUACAUGGCUAGCGUACCCGAGAUGUCACCUGUGGGUACAUAUGUGAUGAAGGUGACGGCGGCAGAUGCAGACGACCCUACAUACGGCAACAGUGCAAGGGUCGUGUACAGCAUACUUCACGGCCAGCCGUACUUCUCAGUGGAUGCCAAAACAGGAGUCAUCAGGACAGCUCUACCCAACAUGGACCGGGAGGUGAAGGAGCUGUAUCAGGUCCUCAUCCAGGCCAAAGACAUGGGCGGACAGUUAGGGGGUCUGGCAGGGACCACCACCAUCAACAUCACCCUGAGUGACGUCAACGACAACCCACCCAGGUUCUCCAAAAGCAUCUUCCACCUGCGUGUACCAGAGUCAUCAGCAGUUGGGUCAGCGGUUGGCCGAAUCAAAGCUCAUGAUCUGGACAUUGGAAAGAAUGCAGAGGUGGAAUACAACAUCGUCCCUGGCGAUGGAGGAGCCAUGUUUGAUAUCACCACCAACGAGCACAAUCAGGAGGGAAUCAUCAUGCUCAAAAAGCCGUUGGACUAUGAGACCAAAAAAGCAUAUACAUUUAAAGUGGAGGCCUCCAAUGCACACCUGGAUCCACGGUUCCACAAUUUCGGCCCGUUCAAAGACACAGCAACAGUGAAAAUAAACAUUCUGGACGUGGAUGAGCCUCCCGUCUUCAGCAAACCCUCCUACGCGAUGGAUGUUUAUGAGGACACGCCACAAGGCACCAUCAUAGGAGCCGUGACAGCACAGGAUCUCGAUGCAGGAAACAGUCCAGUCAGGUAUUCCAUCGACUGGAAGAGUGACCUGGACAGCUUCUUCGACAUCGAUCCUGUCAGAGGAACCAUCUCCACCAAUGAGCUUCUGGACAGGGAGAGUAUAGCCCAGCACAACAUUUCAGUUGUGGCCACUAAAGUUAAUAACCCAGUGCUGACCAGUAGAGUGGCCGUCACAGUUCAUGUGCUGGACAUUAAUGAGUUUCCACCAGAGCUGGCCAUGCCUUACGAAAGACUAGUUAGGUACGCAGGAGCUAAGCCAUUAGUGAUUCAGGUCAUCAGUGCAAGAGACCAGGAUCUCCCUCAAGCCGGACAAAGAUUUUCCUUCAAAUCCCCUCAAGAGGGAGUGAAGACCAAAAACUUCACCAUCAGAGACUUUGGAAAUAACACUGCCGGAGUCGUGACCUUGCGUGGCGGCUUCAAACGGCGCUCUCAGGAGAUCUACCACCUUCCUGUGGUGAUUGAAGACGGUGGCCUCCAGAUUUUGAGCAGCACCGGCACCCUCACCAUCCGCGUGUGCGGCUGUGACACCGAUGGAUCUUUAUUAACGUGCAGCGCUGAAGUGAUUGUGGUCCUCUACGUUGGGGUUCGGCGGCAGAAGAAGAAAGAGACUCUCAUGACGUCCAAAGAGGACGUCCGUGACAACGUCAUCCAUUACGACGAUGAAGGUGGGGGCGAGGAGGAUACGCACGCCUUCGACAUGGGCACCCUCCGCAACCCCAAAGUCAUCAAGGAAAAUAUGUUUCGCCGAGAUGUUAAGCCAGAGUUGGGUUUGUGUCCACGGCGGCCAGUAGCCUCGCAAAACAGCACAGACAUCAGCAACUUCAUCAGUCUGCGAUUGCAAGAACACGAUGGUGACACUUCGGCCCCGCCGUACGACUCGCUGGCCACGUAUGCCUACGAGGGCGAGGGCUCGGUGGCUGAGAGUUUAAGCUCUAUAGAGUCUGUAAAGGGUGAAACAGAGGAGGACUACAAUUACCUCAACGAGUGGGGGCCUCGCUUCAAAACCCUCGCAGGGAUAUUCGGAGAACGAUCAGAGAGCCAAUCAGACGUAACAUUGAGCACCACCACUGAAAACAAACACUGA